UGUGACGUCAGUGCGGGCCCGGCUUUGCUGCUGCUGCUGCUGCUGUGGCGCGAGGCCAUGGAGGGUGCAACCUCGGGAGGCGCGCAGCAGAGUGAAGCUCUUCGAGGGAUAUCAGGAGCAGCAGCAUCACUGGUGGAAGUGGAACCAGAUGAAACAGAUGCUGCACCAUCCAGAGAUGGCCCCGAUCCUUCUUCAGAAUCCUUGUCUCCCCGGAAGACCAAAAGCAGUUUGGGGGGAGUGGAAGAGAGCCUGCUGGCCUCCAGCAGAAAUAGUGAUGAUGGAGCACGGACACAGAUGACAGCGGGUGGUAAAGAAGCAGGAGGCAUGUCACCUGAAGCAGGAGGAAUUUCAGCCGGCUCAAAUACCAGCCCAAGCCUAGGAAAUAAAGGUCUGCCAGGCCAUGCUGCCAAGACUUUCCCUUCAUCUCCUAGCAAAGCAGCUGGACCCAGCAGGGCAAAGAUGUCCCUCACCGGAACCAGCAAGUCCCCGACAUCUAUCCAGAGUUUGGCUAUGCGCCUGCUGAGUAUGCCUGGGUCACGGCUGCCUGGGGAUACUGGGACUCCUGCACCAGAAGCACCUGCUCCAGCUCCAACACCAGCCCCAGCUCCUGCUCAGCCUCCAUCCCCAACUGCUGAAGAGCCCAAGCCCAAGGUUCACCGGGCUCGGAAAACCAUGUCAAAGCCCAACAGUGUGCAGGUUCCUGAAAAGCGAGUCUCUGAGAUGCUACAUUUCCGCGUUCCAGAUGACCUGAGGAGCAUUGAAGAACCAGAAGAACCUGCUAAGCGGAGGAAGUAUGAUUAUAUGACUGAAGCAAUGCACAAGAGGAUGCCUCUCUCACUCCAACGAUCGAGUCCCAGAGCUACAACUGAGAUCACAGUAACAGAAGAGAUGACUGCUCCAGCAACUGCGUCGCAGGAGGAAAGAGGCCAGGAGUGGGAGGCUGAAGUGGGAGACGACUUCACCCUUUACUACGACAGCUACUCUGUGGAUGGCCAUGUUGACUCAGACAGCAAGUCAGAUGCAGAUGUUGCUGGAGAGCAUAUGAGUGAAGAAGAAGAAGAGGAGGAGGAGGAAGAAGAGGAAGAAGAAGAGGAAGAGGAAGAAGAGGAGGAGGAAGAAGAGGAGGAGGAGGAAGAGGAAGAAGAAGAUGAAGAAUCUGGUAAUCUCUCUGACAGGAGUGCUGCCUCCAGCUCCAAACGAAAGGCCAGGAAAUGCUGGCGGAACGACAGCCCCUGGGUCAAGCCGUCACGCAAGCGGAAACGCAAAGAGCCUCACCCUAAGGAUAGCAGAGGCCUGAAUGGUGGUCCUUCAGCCACCCAGAGUGAAUAUACGGAGGUGCCUCUUGGCUGUUUGGAGCUGCCCAACGAAGGGGCACUGUCCCCCAACAAUGCUGGGGUGUCGAAUGAGACGAGUUCUCUGGAAACGGAACGGUUUGAGGAGCUGCCCCUGUGCUCUUGCCGCAUGGAAGCCCCAACGAUUGAGCGCCUCAGCCAGCAGGCUGGAAAUCAGUGCAUGGCAACGGAGAGUGCUGAUGGAGAGCUGAAUGGCUGCAGCAGUAGCAUCUUGAAGCGGGAGACAAUGCGCCCCUCCAGCCGAGUUCCUCUCAUGGUGCUGUGCGAGGCCCACCGGGCCAGGAUGGUGAAACAUCACUGCUGCCCUGGAUGUGGCUACUUCUGCACUGCGGGUACUUUCCUGGAAUGCCACCCUGACUUCCGCGUAGCUCAUCGCUUCCACAAGGCCUGUGUUUCCCAACUCAAUGGCAUGAUCUUUUGCCCGCACUGUGGAGAAGAUGCUUCUGAGGCCCAGGAAAUCACAAUAGCCAAGGCAGAUACCUCCACUCCUGUCCCUAUUCCAUUAUCACAUGGACAGGGUGCCUCUGAGGGUACAGGUCGUGCUGACACUACCCAGCCCAGUGCCCGAAUGCGAGGGGGUUCAAGUGUAGAGAACCCACCGGAUGAUACGGCAGGUCUUGGUGGCCCAGGAAUUGAUAGCGCAGGGCCACGUCUGCCCCUGCCAAAUGGAGCCGUCCUCUCUACUCAAGGUCUGCCGCCAGGACCAGGGCGGGAACAACUGGAGCGUGCCUUGGUAGUGCAGGAGUCUGAGCGGCGCAAGAAGUUGCGAUUCCACCCCCGUCAACUCUAUCUCUCAGUUAAACAAGGGGAACUCCAGAAAGUGGUGCUAAUGUUGUACAUCUGCCCUUCCUUUCCGGUGGAUAGCUUGGAUCCCAAUUUCCAGACUGAACAACAGAGCAAGCGCUUCCCAUUGCAUGCUGCAGCACAAAAGGGUUUUUUGGAAAUUUGCCAUGUUUUGCUACAGGCUGGUGCCAAUAUAAACACAGUGGACAAAUUACGGCGGACACCUCUGAUGGAGGCUGUUGCAAACAAUCACGUAGAGUUGGCACGAUACUUAAUCAAAAGGGGCGGUUGCGUAUACACAAAGGAGGACGAUGGAUCUACCUGCCUGCAUCAUGCUGCUAAGAAUGGAAACGUUGAAAUGGUCAGCCUGUUGCUGUCCACAGGACAGGUGGACGUCAAUGCCCAGGAUAGUGGAGGUUGGACCCCUAUUAUCUGGGCUGCUGAGCAUAAGCACAUUGAGGUGAUCCGCAUGUUGCUCACCCGUGGAGCCGACGUCACCCUGACUGACAAUGAAGAGAACAUUUGUUUGCACUGGGCCUCUUUCACAGGCAGUGCUGAAAUCGCUGAAGUUCUGCUGAAUGCCCAGUGUGACCUCCAUGCUGUCAACUUCCAUGGAGACACGCCUUUGCACAUAGCAGCGCGGGAGAGCUACCACGAAUGUGUCCUUCUGUUCCUCUCACGGGGUGCGGACACUGAGAUGCGCAACAAGGAAGGAGAUUCACCUCUGGACCUGACCCUGGAGAACUCGGAGGUGUGGUUUGCCCUGCAGCUUAACCGCAAGAUCCGUCAGGGGAUCCUUAACCGCUCCAUCCGCACAGAACGCAUCAUUAGCAGGGAUGUGGCCCGUGGCUAUGAAAAUGUGCCUAUCCCCUGUGUCAAUGCCAUAGAUGACGAGCCAUGUCCGGAAGAUUACAAAUACAUCUCUGAAAACUGUGAAACUUCCACCAUGAACAUCGACCGGAACAUCACCCAUCUGCAGCAUUGUACAUGUCAGGACGACUGUUCCUCUAGUAACUGUCUGUGUGGGCAGCUGAGCAUCCGCUGCUGGUAUGACAAGGAUGGACGUUUACUGCAAGAGUUCAACAAGAUUGAGCCACCACUGAUCUUUGAAUGUAACCAGGCCUGCACAUGCUGGAGAAACUGCAAGAACCGGGUGGUGCAGAGCGGCAUCAAGGUCCGUUUACAGCUAUACCGCACUGCGAAAAUGGGUUGGGGUGUUCGAGCACUACAGACGAUCCCCCAAGGAACCUUUAUAUGCGAGUAUGUAGGGGAACUUAUUUCUGAUGCAGAAGCUGAUGUGAGGGAAGAUGACUCCUACCUGUUCGAUUUGGACAAUAAGGAUGGCGAGGUAUACUGCAUCGAUGCACGUUAUUAUGGCAAUGUCAGCCGCUUCAUCAACCACUUGUGUGACCCUAACAUCAUCCCUGUACGGGUCUUCAUGCUGCACCAGGACUUACGUUUCCCCCGCAUUGCCUUCUUCAGCAGCCGGGACAUUCAGACUGGUGAAGAGCUAGGAUUUGACUACGGUGACCGUUUCUGGGAUAUCAAGAGCAAAUACUUCACCUGCCAGUGUGGCUCAGAGAAGUGCAAACACUCAGCGGAGGCCAUUGCCCUAGAGCAGAGCCGCCUUGCUCGCCUUGAAGCCCACCAGGAUGUUUUGCCCGACAGCAGCAGCCUUCCUGCUGCCCAGGCAUAACUAAAGCUGGGGCCCAGCUGCCAAUCCUGAACUUUGGGACUCUUUUCCCCCCCUUCCCAACCCUGCUCCCACAUUCUUCCACCAACCGUAGGCAGUUCCUCUACAGCCAGGGGUUUUGAAUGAAGGGCUUCUCUUCUCCGUGCAUAUUUUUCCUCAAAUCAGGUUUUGAAUUAUGUGGCCCUACAGAUCAUGUUGAAACUGCAAUACCCAGUGUUCCUUAUGAUUGGUUAUGCUGAUUGAGGCUGCUGGAACUUGCAGCCCUACAACAACUGGAGGGCCUCAUAUUCCUGCACCUGGCCUUGGAGGGAGCAUCCAGUUGGUGGAAGGUGAAGAGAGAUGAGAGAAAGAAAUCUCUGUUCCAGGAGGUGAAAGAAAGGGAGGAGAUGGGGGAAAGGCCAUCUUCUCUGAAGAGAAGGAAAUCUUUCACAUACGAGAUUUAUGAAUGUGAAGAACCAGCAGCUGAGGUUCUGGGAUUCUUUCCUCAAGCAAUUUGUCCUUCAUUAUGUGUGUAUGCAGCCUUUUCCUUGUUUGGAGGCCAAAUUAAUGUUUAGGUUUUGGUAACAAACGGUUCUGUUUUGAAUUGGAUCCAGAAGUCAGUCUCAUUCCCUCUAGCCCUUUCUGCGGCUGAUUCUGUCACAACUGCUCCAGCUGACAGAUAUUCCAGCUUGCCAAGGCAGGAAGCAAAAGUAUCCCAUCUGAACUCCAAGUGAGUGUCACCAGUUGUAUGAAUGUGUGUUUCAGAACCAAACAAAGGCUCCGGACACUUUAACUAUGCAUAGAAGGUCUCUAGUAGAGGAGUGAGCAACAUGCAAGCCUCAUAUGCCCUCUGCUUGCAGUUUUGGGCUGUGCUCAUCCACCCUAUUGCCACCACCAAAACAGCUGCCACACUGUCAAGCUACUCAGCAUAUGCUAUGCUAUAGAAAUGUGCCACCUCAUUUUCAGGUUGAAUCCUCCUCCCAGAAAUACCAUUUUGCUUGGCAAAAUCAAGGCAUGUGCUCUCCAAGUUUCACCCUUCUGCUACUGAAGAAGUCGCACACCGCUAGCACAAAACCUCCACAGUUCUUCUUGCUUGCUCCCUGAGAAUGCAUACAAAAAUCAAGAUGGCUGUCCAGCUGCAGCCAAGCCACAGAAUAUGGAAGGAGGAGGUCACAUUUCCCUUGGUGGGGUCACCGUUUUGGUUCUGUUCCAAAAUAUUGUUGUCACCUUCUGGUGGUUGGAACCAUGUGUGUACAUUACUGUCUUAACUUUUCUAUCUGAUUGGCUUGAAAAACUUGUGCACACAUGGUCUUUUUUCCUCCUGCUCAAGUUAAUGUCUUUUCUUUUCAGUAAUGAAAGACGUAGUUUUGUAUUGGAGCCUUGCCUCAAUCAUUCUUUGUUUCCAGACCUCCACUUUGAAGGCUGCAGUUGUCAGAGCCACUUCCUUUCCUUUCAAUACCUGGAACAGCAGUAGAAGUUCUGAUUCACUUUGAAAGGGGACAACCUUCUCUCUUUCUCUCCCUCUCCCUCCCUUCUUUUUUCUAUGGAUUUUCACAUUUGAAGUUUUUUUUAAUUGUAAUUUUUUUCUGGGGCCAUAAAACUAAUAAAUGUUGGCAUCUGGUGAUUUUGAUACAAACACAA
This is a messenger RNA of Sceloporus undulatus (fence lizard), 5448 nucleotides long. It is a transcript of the gene EHMT2, whose product is annotated as euchromatic histone lysine methyltransferase 2. Bases 58 to 3831 code for a protein of 1257 amino acids. Gene Ontology annotation, cellular component: nucleus. NCBI's taxonomy places the organism in Eukaryota, Metazoa, Chordata, Lepidosauria, Squamata, Phrynosomatidae. The transcript is spliced from 28 exons. The record is from RefSeq and is a predicted model, not a curated record. Gene Ontology annotation, molecular function: protein-lysine N-methyltransferase activity; histone methyltransferase activity; zinc ion binding.